Molecule: messenger RNA, 774 nt
Organism: Pediculus humanus corporis (human body louse)
Lineage: Eukaryota; Metazoa; Arthropoda; Insecta; Psocodea; Pediculidae
Exons: 4
Coding region: 1-774 (257 amino acids)
Source: RefSeq, a predicted model, not a curated record
AUGAAUCACGGUAGGAAAACUCCCACACAUAGCAUGGGUACUGGCUCCAUGUACUCGCACGUAACCAAAUCGACAUCCAAUUUAAAAUCUACAAAAUCCGUCCAUUCUCUUAAAUCUUUAAAAGUUCCAUGGUACAAAAAACCUAUAAUAACAAACGGUUUUAUUUUUGACGUGCAGAGAGCUUCUCUAUAUAUUGGAUUUUAUGCAAUCGCUUUAAGUAUUUUUACAUUAAUAACAUCAAUGUUUGAUUUGUAUUGUUAUUCCGUGGCAGUACCAGGUUCAAUUCAUUAUGGUUACUAUUUAUUUAGUUUCGAUUUUGUUUACGUCGGAAACAAACAUGUGAGAAAUGCCUUGAUUGUUUUCGCUUUAUUUUCACUUGUUGCAUCAGUUGCCGUUUUUAUCACUGCCAUUAUUUUAAUCGUCGGACUAAGAAAAGAAUAUGAAAGAAAAAUGGUUCCGUUUUUAUAUGUUUUUGCAUUUUUCACUCUCUUCAGAAUAUUUGCAUUUAUAUUUUUUUGCAUAGUCAAUGAUCUCAUAUUUUCCUACAAUGCUUUGAUGUGUUUUUGUUGGGCCAUAUUUUCCGCAAUUAAUUUAUACGGUUGGAUUUUAAUUUAUUCACUUUAUUUGGAAUUAGAAGAUUUGACAAAAUUGGAAGAUUUAGCACAUUUAAGAAUGGGUACAAUGACUUCAUUAAAUGCUUCUACAACACAUUCCAUAGCAGGAUCUCGUCCGACAACACCUCACAGUACAAUUUCUACUGCUCCAGUUCGUUAA